Messenger RNA from Apiotrichum porosum, 1932 nucleotides. RefSeq lists its product as uncharacterized. The record is from RefSeq and is a predicted model, not a curated record. Gene Ontology annotation, cellular component: mitochondrion; cytoplasm. The transcript has 8 exons. Lineage: Eukaryota; Fungi; Basidiomycota; Tremellomycetes; Trichosporonales; Trichosporonaceae. Bases 1 to 1932 code for a protein of 643 amino acids. Gene Ontology annotation, molecular function: ATP binding; ATP hydrolysis activity.
AUGGCUCCCGCUUCUUCCUCCCAGGCCUCUGUUCCAGCAACGACGGACUUGUUGGAAGCGUACCGCUCCUUGGUCGCACAGGGCCGACUGACGUGGGAUGACGAGCAGGUCCGCAUCGUCAUGAAGCUGCGCCAUGUAUACAACGAUCUGGCGGAAUACGAGCCGCCCCUGGACCUGCUGGCCAAGCUCGGCCCAUCGCCACCGCGCGCGGUGGGCAAGGGUACCCCGUGGUGGCUGCGAUACGCGUCGCGCGCCGAGGACAGCAGUGGGCUCGGGGACAGCGAUAGGGCCAAGGCGCUUGUCAAGGUGUUGAGCGGCGACGAGGAGAUUGCAGCGUUGACAACGCCAAAGGGCAUCCUCCUGACGGGCCCACCGGGCUCGGGCAAGUCGCUCCUCCUGUCGCUCCUAUAUGCGGCUCUUCCCGCGCGCAAGGCCCGCCACCACUACCACGCGUUCACGCUCGGCCUGUACCAGAAGGUGUUUGCUGAGAUGGAGCGCCGGCGAGUGGGUGCGGCCCCCGGGCAGGCGCGCAUGAACAUGGAGGUCGCGGGACGACAGGGCUGGCGGGCAGUGUUUGCCAGCGGACGGUGGCGCGAGCGCGACGAGGACGGGGCGGAAAAGGACGCGACGCUGGACGAUCCGCGGGACACGAUCCCGUUUGUUAUUGCCAAGGAGAUGAUACUCGAGUAUCACGUUCUCUACUCGGCUGCUCUCCUCCGUGACGUGCUGAGCUGGUACUGGCGCCUGGGUGGCGUCGUCCUGUGUUGCUCGAACCGCGUGCCCGACGACCUAUACCACCACGGCGUGCAGCGCGAACGCAUGGCCGGCUUCCUCGACGCGCUCAAGGGCAGGUGUGAGGUUGUGGAACUCGACGGCGGGCGCGAUUGGCGCCGGAUAGGUGAAGGAGACAAGGACGACAAAUGGGUCACAUUGGAUGACAACCUCUUUGACGCCGCCUGGGCGGCGGAGCGAGGUGGGGAACCAGUGCCGCGCGACUUGGUGGUGUAUGGUCGCCGGGUGCGCGUGCCGGCCACCAAGGGGGACGCGUGCAUGUUCCCCUUUGACGAGCUGUGCGAGACGGCGCUGGGCCCAGCAGAUUACCUCACGUUGGCAAGCACGUUCCGGACGUUUUACAUUGACGCCGUGCCCAUCCUGCUGCUCAAGCACAAGAAUGAGGCGAGGCGGCUUAUCAACCUCAUCGACGCGCUGUACGAGUCCCGCUGCCAACUCUACGUCCGCGCCGCUGAGCGACCGGAACACUUAUUCUUCCCCGACGCGCUCGACCCAGCCCUCGACCCAGAGCACCACCAACAUCGCGAGAUGGACGCUCUCGAAGCCGAGGCUCUGAGUGAGACGCUCGCCGCGCAGCCCAGGGCAAACGUGUCAGUGUACAACCCCAAGACCCGGAUCGAGCGCGAAAAGCUCGACAGGGCCGACUUGGGAAGCUCGUUUGCAGUCAUGGGAAUAUUCACAGGCGAGGACGAACGGUUUGCGUAUAAACGAGCCGUGUCACGUCUGAUCGAAAUGGUCACAUCUCCCGCGUACGCGCAAGAGGAGUGGCUCCCACUCGCGUCGGCGAGUAGGGGCUGGGAAGCGGCCGUGAACAAGGGACAGGUCACUGCACCAGCCAAACGCGCCAUUAUCCAUCGCGGCGGCGGGCUUGUGGCCGACACCGACUCCAUGGCACGCGAGGCUGGGGCGUUCAAGCAUGAAGUGAGGGAGGCGACUGCGCCGGGCAGAUCACAACCUGCCAUUGAGCCUGCGACGGCAUCGGUGUCUGUAUCCGGGGCUGGAUCGAGGACGGGUGCUCCCAAGAUUAAAGAGGUGCAUGCGUGGGGUGUGGAAGAUGCGUGGGGACCCAAGGCUGGUAAGUGGGGCCAGGGUGCGAAGGCGUUCAAGGAGGGGGAGGGGGACGAUGUCACAAAGGAAUGA